AUGGCUCUCAAGAGAGGCAAAGCGACUCCUUCGCCGACCGGUGUCGUCCGCGGACAACGUGCCACCAACAAGAGGCGUCAGACGACGACUGUUCCCCCUACGCCGAAUCUCCGACGCAGCCUGCGGUCGCAAGCGUCAGCCAAGAAGACAUCUGCUCGUGGCGGUCCUAUCCCUCAAGAAAUCCCUCCUGAUGUGCCAGCUCCAAGCGCGCGCAAGUGGCAAAAAACUGGCCCCCAAAUACGCGUCCUCUACUACCUCCUCAGACGCGCCGUCACCACGCCCUACGUUCGCGAAAAUUCCGACGCAGAUUUCGUUCCCUCCAAUCUUGAUGACUUGGAUGACGGCUCCACAACAUCCACUCCGAGCAGGGAGUCUACGCCGCUCUGCAACAUUGACAAUAGCAUGUCACGUCCAGGCCACCAGCGUCUGAUCGAUAGAUCUCCCUUGGGAUAUGUCUGCACGGCCUCCUUGCGCCACAAUGCCAACGGCGAAGUGCAAGACUCUCAUAUCCUAGACCGGUGUUGCGCAGGCAACCGAAAACUCAUCAAGGGAUUCGAGACCGUCAUGGUAUACGAACCCGGUACCUUCAAUGUCGACAGUCCUUCGAACCGAGUUUUUCUUGCGUCCAAUUACCACAUCAUGAUGGACAAAGGGAAAUGGGCGUAUAUUCCCAAGGCUGCAGAUCUCGAGCGGUUGCUGGCCGCAUUGAAGAAGGAGCAACUGGGGCCCAUUGAGGGCCAGCAAGCGCCGCCCCCGCGUGGCCCGAAUGGGUUCACGCAUCACAAGGACGUCUUCCCCAACGACAUCCGGGGAUACCACAUCGGUCCUUUCUCAACCUGGGAUGACCCUGCCCUCGAAUUCUCGCGCAAGCGCGAGGUUUACAGCACCGAGCCAUCUCUGGAAUUUCGGCCUCCUUGGAACACGCCGCUUCCGAUCGUCGAACUGCCUUGCUCUCCUUACUUCGUCGCAUGGAAGGCGUACAAGACGCUGCAGAAUGAGGAUGUGCACUUGCCUGCCCAUCUUGCUACUGAAGAGGCGCUGCUGCGCAAGAUCGGUCAGCUGAUGUGGGACUAUGGGCUUGGUGUUCCUUGCCCCAGCUGA
This is a messenger RNA of Schizophyllum commune H4-8, 1101 nucleotides long. RefSeq lists its product as uncharacterized. Lineage: Eukaryota; Fungi; Basidiomycota; Agaricomycetes; Agaricales; Schizophyllaceae. The transcript is spliced from 5 exons. The record is from RefSeq and is a predicted model, not a curated record. The coding region runs from base 1 to 1101 and encodes 366 amino acids.